AUGGAGGCUUUCUCUCGUCAAUUAAUUCAAGCUGAGCAGUGCAAUAAAAUUCAAGGCAUUAAGAUUGCGGCAGGUGCUCCUUCUAUCUCCCAUUUAUUUCUUACGGAUGAUUGUCUGUUGUUCAUAAAUGCUGAUAUGCAUAAUGUUAAUAAUCUUCUUGACAUCAUCAAAGACUUUGGUGAAGCUUCUGGCCAGUUAGUGAAUUUCAACAAGUCAAGUGUUUACUAUAGUGUGCAUAUCCCUCAGAGAUUUUGCAGGCUUCUUAUUAGAUGGUUGAAAGUUCCAAGAAUGAAAUCUAAUGAAAGGUAUUUAGGACUGCCAUUACUUAUUGGAAAGCAAAAGAUUACUUGUUUCACAGGUUUUGUCGACAGAGUAAAAGGAAGACUUUCAAAAUGGAAUGGGGAUAAUAUGUCUCAAUUUUGUAAAUCCUUAAUGAAAAAGACUAUUACCAACAUAAUACUAGUGUACUCUAUGAGCUGCUUGCAACUGCCAGUUGAUACUAUUGAGAAGAUUGACACCUUGCAAAGAGAUUUCUGGUGGGGUUUCACAGAAAAAAGAGGAACGUACAUCACCUCUUGGAAAAAAUUGUGUCUACACAAGAAUCUUGGAGGCCAGGGUUUUAGAGACUUGAAGAUUCUUAACCAAGCUCUCCUUGUCAUGAAAGCAUGGAGAAUGUGCAUUAACCCAGAUGACAAGUGGGUUAAAGCCAUGCAAGCAAAGUACUUCCCCUACACCAGCAUGAUACAUGCAAGCUCUAAAUCAAACUUCUCAUGGGCUUGGAAGGGAGUGCAAAAACAAAUUUCAUUCAUUAAAGUUAACAGUCGAUGGAAAUUUUGA
This is a messenger RNA of Papaver somniferum (opium poppy), 837 nucleotides long. RefSeq lists its product as uncharacterized. The transcript has a single exon. The record is from RefSeq and is a predicted model, not a curated record. Lineage: Eukaryota; Viridiplantae; Streptophyta; Magnoliopsida; Ranunculales; Papaveraceae. The coding region runs from base 1 to 837 and encodes 278 amino acids.